This is a messenger RNA of Puccinia graminis f. sp. tritici CRL 75-36-700-3, 4158 nucleotides long. RefSeq lists its product as uncharacterized. Bases 1 to 4158 code for a protein of 1385 amino acids. Gene Ontology annotation, biological process: DNA integration; DNA recombination. Lineage: Eukaryota; Fungi; Basidiomycota; Pucciniomycetes; Pucciniales; Pucciniaceae. The transcript has 4 exons. Gene Ontology annotation, molecular function: DNA binding. The record is from RefSeq and is a predicted model, not a curated record.
AUGUCAAACCAAAAUCCAAUCCAAUCCAUCAGCGAUCGAGUGAAAGACUCAUCGAGACAAGGAAACCAAAACCAAAACAACAAUCAACCCCCCAACCCCAGCCUGAUUCCCCUCCCGUCAUCCCCCUUACCGAACUCCUCCGCCAGCAACUCCUCCAGUCUACCCGCCCCCAAAUCCGCAACUCAGCCGCAAGGCAAAGAGAAAGAGUCGAACCCUAAAGGGAAAGAAACUACGUUCACGGGAACGGGAGAACCGGAUCCAGCUUCCCGCAGCUCGGUAACCAGGUCAACGCUGAAAACCCCAGUCGUAGAAAUCAUCGACGAUGAAACUCAGCCGAAUAGCGCGGACUCCCCCACUGGCGAGAAGUCAACCAGCGCCAAAGCAAUGGAGAUGCUCCUAUCCAAAGCCGUUAAAGCGCAAGAAGAAGGAGAUGACGCUAAAGCCGACAGAUUCCUAGCAAUGUACGACACACUAGCGAAGCAAGCGCCACAACCCCAGAGCGCUAAAGCGAACAAAAUCCCGGCAACAUCAGAUCUUCAAACCAACACCAAAAAGAGGCCGAACGAGUCAGAGGGUACGACCCAGGUUCGCGGCAUCAAGUUCAUUUGGGCCAACAACAAUUCCCACGAUGACGGAGGGUUCACGCCCUACUUUCACAAAAACCUCCUAGAGUUGAAAGGCCCGAUCCCUUUGACGAUCUUCAACAGAACCUGGCAGGAAGAGGCCUUAUCCCAUCAUUCAAGGAACCGACCCAAAAAGGAAGAAUCAUCAGCGGAGAAGAACCUACGCUAUCACGGUCUAGCCGUCCCAGACGAAUGGCUUCAAUCAUUCUCAGACUGGACACUGAAUCACCAGUGUUUCCACGAAACGAUCAGGGACAGAUACAACUACCCUGUUCUAGCGGAAUGGAUCCUCCUACACAAAGCCAAUUGCGACCGACUCCUGAAGAAGCACGGCUUCAUGGUAGCCCUGCGCUACGACAUCAGGAUCAGGAACAACGCCUUUGCGUUCCGGGUCGAGAAAGACGGCGAAGAAUCGUUUUCGAACAUAUCCAUCUUCAAGGCCAACACGGCGGACGACGCCCAUGCGGAAGCCAGAAACUUCAACGAACUUGGAGUGAGAGAAAACCCGUACGCAAUCGGCGGUCCGAAGUACGGUUGGGACCCUCACACGGGCCAAAAAUUGGCAAAGACAUCGUCGACAAACACUCCAGCCAGCAGCCGCUCCGCCAACACCGUCACAAAUCAGACAACCCACCAUCCCUCCACAAACCCCUUACCCCCAAAACCAGAUCAGGCUAGACCACCCAGAAGCUCAGGGUAUAAAGGCAGGAAUUUCAAUCCCAAUCAUAAUCCAGGCGGCAGGAGACGCGGAAACGAGGAAGGGAAAAUCCCACCGAGACCGUCGGCGCAAACGGCACACGCCCCUGAGCCCCAACCCAUGCCCCUCGAAGAAACAAGGAGCCCCAGGGAGUCGUCGGAGCAGCUGUCGCCAACCGACGGCCCACGUCACCUAGUCCUCCACAAGGAAGGCACCCCAGCCUGGCCAGAAGAUAUCAAAUGCGAAAUGAACGUAAAAGAAUGGCAGGCAGCGCUGGAGAAAGCCGGACUUACUGAGGAAUUUGCAGACGUGAUACGCGGUUUCAAAGAAGGCUUCGACCAGGGAAUCCCAAACCACAACCUGGGACCUGCAACCCCCUACUUCACCCCCCCUAACCAUCAGUCAGCGCUAAUGGCGCAGGACAAAAUCGAACAAUCCAUGAAAAAAGAGAUAGAAGCGGGCCGAAUGUUCGGACCCUACACCCAUAAACAACUUAUGAAGAAGUUCAGUUUCUUCAGAACGAAUCCCCUGGGCGCAGCGAUCAACGGGGACGGGUCAGUCAGGCCAAUCAACGACCUGUCCUUUCCAAGACACGACCCACUGACCCCAUCCGUCAAUUCUUUCGUCAACAAGUUGGACUACGCUACUACGUGGGAUGAUUUCGAAAGCGUCUCUAAAUUCUUUAGGCGACAAACCAGCCCCCUUCUCUUGGCCCUCUUCGACUGGGAGAAGGCCUAUAGACAAAUCCCGACCGCAAAGUCCCAAUGGGCAUACCUGAUGGUCCGAGAUUUCAACGGGGGCAUACUCAUCGACACGCGAAUCGCCUUUGGGGGAGUAGCCGGAUGCGGCUCUUUCGGCAGACCGGCAGACGCUUGGAAGCAGCUGAUGUUACACGAGUUUGAUCUAGUAACCGUCUUCCGCUGGGUAGACGACAAUCUAUUCGUCAAACACCCAGACUCCAAAGUCGAGAUGGAAGACAUCGUAGACCGAUCGGAGAAACUCGGUGUCAAAACCAAUUCGACGAAGUACUCGCCCUUCAAAGAAGAGCAGAAGUAUAUCGGCUUCAUCUGGAACGCCACCAAGAAGUCUGUACGGCUACCCGAAGACAAGAAGUACCAACGGGUACAACAGAUUAAAGAAUUCCUCAAACCCGACACAGAAUUCUCCUUCAAACAGGCAGAAGUAAUGGCCGGACGACUAAACCACGUGUCAUAUCUCCUCCCACAACUUCGAUGCUACAUAAACAGCCUGUACCGAUGGAUGAACGCCUGGGUACAUAGACACAUAGAUCUACCCAUACCCAAGGACGUGAGAGUAGACCUCGAGGAGUGGCUAACCACUCUCCUCACUUUCAAAGAAACCAGGAUGAUAAGCGACCCGGACCCAAUUGAAAUCGGGUGGAUGGGGGACGCGUCAACGUCCUACGGAAUCGGGGUCACCAUAGGCCGCCGCUGGGCCCAAUUUCAACUCACAGAAGAAUGGAACCAAGGACCCGAACCAAGACGAGACAUCGCAUGGCUCGAAACGGUAGCGAUUAGGCUAGGCCUAAUCGCCUUAGCCCAACUCAAUAUCAAGCAAGGCAAGACGGUAAUAGUCUGGACUGACAAUACAACUACCGAAAGCGUAAUCCUGAAACGCAAGUCCAAACACCACGCGGUCAACGAAGAAUGGAAGAUCAUACAGCGGAUGUUAGUCGAAAUGGAAUUAGAUAUCGUGUCAAGAAGGGUUUCAUCUGGCGAGAACGUCGCAGAUGCGCUCUCUAGGGAUCUGAAAAAGAUUACCGCCAUCACAAGCAACGGCUCUGAACCCCAAGAGCCGACAGCCCAGGAGAGGCACUAUUUACUAGGCUACAGGUGGAACACCUUGCUCAGCUACAACGCAGCAAUCAAGAAAUACCAAAAUUUUGCCCGAGAGACCGGGAGAUCUACCUACAACCUCCCGUUGAAGACCCAGGACAUUUUCGACUUCUGCUGCUGGGCGGGGAGAACGGCCGAGUCUUCGACGCCCCACGAGAUCUCAGCUAACACUCUCAGCAAGUACCUGGCGGGUUUGCAAAUGUGGCAUGUGUAUCACAACGCCACCUACCCCUCUGACUCCAAGACAAAAGUCGCCACCUUCCUCAAAUCAUCGGCUUACGUGGACGCUGAGACUGCGAAGAAACCCCGCAAGAAACCCGUUACCAUAGAGAUCCUAGUCAAGUUAACCGAGUUGCUGAUCGAUGGAGACCCUUUCCAGAAGGCGCUACUAGACCUGUGCGUAGUCGCUUUCUGGGGGAUGGCCCGCAUGGCCGAACUCACCUACAAUGAGAGUAGCGGACCGUUGAGAAGAACCGCCUCCCUGCUCACCACGGACGUAGAGCUAGUCUACAAAGAGAGGGAAAACCUCGCUAAGCUGACGAUACGCGGUGCGAAGACAGCGGACCCAGGCCAGUCCCAAAUCAUAUACCUCAAGGAACUCCCCCACAUGCUCUGCCCGGUUCUCGCUGUCAAAAGAAGAUUAAGCGAAGCGGAGGGAACUGAAACCUCUCUAUUCGGUUACACGGACGGCCAAGGGAUACGGACGCACAUCACGAGGUCGCAGGCCACCCGUGCGCUCUCCAAGAUAUGGGAAUCGUGCGGUUUCGACGGAGUCUCCGGACAUUCUUUCCGGGUAGGCGGAGCCUCGAUCCAGGUAGCCUUGGGCGUACCAAUCAGAGAGAUUUGUAUCAGAGGCCGUUGGGCCUCUGACGCAUACAAGCUCUACCUCAGAGACUUCACUGAGGAGGAAAUGAGGAAAACUAACGCACUCCUCGCCAAUCUAGAAAGAUGUUGGAUGUAUGUUCCUACCCCAUUAGAGUAA